UUAGACAGAAUUGCAUCUUGUCUAAUUUCUAAUGUUGUGUGUUACAGAUAGAACUUGUCCUGCAGGAUGGAAGAUGUUCAGCUGUUCCUGUUAUCUCCUCUCCAGUGUGCGUGGUUUCUGGUCAACAGGCAGACAGGACUGCAGAGAGAGAGGAGCACAUCUGGUGAUUAUAAACAGCCUUGAAGAACAGAAGUUCUUCUCUACCUUCACCGAGGAAGGCAGUAUGAGUUGGAUUGGUUUGACUGACAUAGACACAGAGGGAACCUGGAAAUGGAUUGAUGGAACACCACUGACUUUAAGCUACUGGAGGAGAGGUCAGCCUGAUAAUGGAGGUGGAGAUCCACAGUGGGGUGAAGAGGACUGUGCACAGUUCUAUACCGGCUCUAAAACUCUAAAUAACUGGAAUGAUGUGUUGUGUGAUUAUCCUCUGAAGUGGACCUGUGAGAAAAAUGCUGAUGUCUAA
This is a messenger RNA of Scomber japonicus (chub mackerel), 463 nucleotides long. RefSeq names its product CD209 antigen-like protein E. The coding region runs from base 32 to 463 and encodes 143 amino acids. The record is from RefSeq and is a predicted model, not a curated record. The transcript is spliced from 3 exons. Lineage: Eukaryota; Metazoa; Chordata; Actinopteri; Scombriformes; Scombridae.